Sitophilus oryzae (rice weevil) is the source of this 2426-nucleotide messenger RNA. It is a transcript of the gene Enoph, whose product is annotated as enolase-phosphatase E1. The transcript is spliced from 8 exons. The record is from RefSeq and is a predicted model, not a curated record. Gene Ontology annotation, molecular function: magnesium ion binding; acireductone synthase activity. Bases 190 to 1953 code for a protein of 587 amino acids. Lineage: Eukaryota; Metazoa; Arthropoda; Insecta; Coleoptera; Curculionidae.
CCAGUCCUCGCCGAGAUUUCGAUCGAGCGCUUGCGCCACUUUGCAAAAAUCCUUCGUUUCAGCCGGGUCGCACCACCUGCUUUUAAUUUCUCCGUUAAAUUUCGGAAAUCUCUGCAUUUACGCCAGAAAACUUGCCGAAAAUAGUCACCUUUAUCUCUCUAAACACUCACGAUCUUAAUUACUACAAAAAUGACCGAAGAAAAAUCAACUGCAGUCUUCGACAAAUGCAACGUCAUAGUGGUGGAUAUCUUGGGCACAACCACUUCCAUCAAUUUCGCAAAGGAGACCCUAUUUCCCUUUGUCAACAAAAACGUGGAGGAAAUCUUGAAAGAAAAAUGGGACGACGAGUCUGUCAAGAAGGCCGUGAAACAGUUGAAGGAGGGAGAAGAAGAACUGAACCUGGAAGGAGCUGUCAAACUUGUCAAAGAACUGACGGACAGUGGCAGUGAAAACCCUGGGUUGAAGACUAUCCAGGGAUUGGUUUACAGCAAAGGAUACGAAAAUGGCGAACUUAAAGCUCAUGUGUUCUCCGACGUUGCCGUUGCCUUCGAACAGUGGGCGAAAACGCGCAAGGUUGCCAUAUAUUCCACCGGCUCGGUCGAGUCGCAGAAGCAGCUGUUCGCGCGCUCGGUAGAGGGCGACCUAAGCUCGCACAUAUCAAACUAUUUCGACCAAUCGGUGGGCCCCAAGACCGAGACCGACAGCUACAAGAAGAUCGCCGAAGAGCUGUCAAGCAAACCGGAAGAACUCCUGUUUUUGACAGAUAAUAUUGAAGAGGGCAAAGCCGCCAAAAAAGCAGGCUUUUCCGUUAGCCUGGUGUCCAGAGAAGGCAACGCCGAACUCCCUGAAGAAUCCAGUUCUUUCACAGUGGUAUCCAGUUUCAAGGAAAUCCUUUUGGAGAAUCCGGCCAAGCGCAAGAACACAGAGGAACAGCCCGCAGAGGAAAGGCCUAAGAAAUUAGCUAAGACUGAUAAAGAAGACGAAACAAACGUUAUUGAAGCAGAAAAAGAAGAAGUAAAAAAAGAUGAGACUAAAGAAGAAGCUAAGGUACAGGAUGAAGCUAUGGAAGUUGAUGGUGUUAAAGAAGAUACAAAAACAGAAGAAGCAGAGAAGACUGACGCAACCGUAGAAAAGACUGAUGAAGCCGACUCUAAACCCACCGAAACCUCUACCGACGUGGAAAUGACCAACGGCGAGGCAGAAACAAAGACUGAAGCGGAAAACCCAGAACAACCCGCGCAGACUGAAGAAAAAGACCAAAAAACCCCAGCUGAAGAGCCAGAAAAAAUCGAAGAAAAAUCUAAAGAAGAGGAAAAAGUCGAAGAAAAAGCAACUCCAGAAACCACAGAAAAGCCAGUAGAUGAAGAGAAAGAGACAGUUGACAGCACGACCGAAGAGCCCAAACCCGAAACGACUGAAGAACCCAAAAAGGAGGAAACCGCAAAGGAAGAAACCGAAGAAAAUAAAGAAGCCCAACCAGUAACUGAGGAAAAAUCAGAGUCCAACGAUGCAGUUCCCGAAAAAAACGAGAAAACAGAAGAACCCAAGGAAAAACCAGUUGAAAACGGCGAAGAACAGCCCGAUUCCGCUGCGGAAAGCAGUAAAAACGUUGAAGAAAAGUCCGAAGAUAAAGUUGAUGAGGUUUCUAAGACAGAGAACAACGUUUCUUCGUCCGAACCUGAUGAAGCACCCAAAGAAGAAGAAUCUAAGGUGGAUUCGGAAGAGAAGGAGAACAAGAAAGAUCUUGCGAAUGGGUUAGAGAAUGGUACGGCAGAAAGUGAGGUUACGACUAACGGGGAAGCUUCUCCCGAAAAAAAGGUAAACGGUGACAGCAAGGACACGAACGGCAAAGAGGCGGACAGUGCCGUGGAAAAAACGGAAGAAAUCGUAGUGAAAAAAGUGGAAAGCACCGAGGCUUCUACAGAGAGUCCGCCAGUGAGCGUGGAAGUUUAGGUCUAUCCAAUAUAAAUAUAUAUUUUUUCAAUUUUUCCCCAACACGAAAAUAAAAAACAGGAUUUAUUUAUGUUCGUAUGUUGUGGUAUCUUAUAUAAUAUCGGCAGGGGAGAUCUGUUGGAUUUUUAUCAAUUGUCCCUGGAUUUCUGAGGUUAGGAUGUUCCAUUAUUUUUUCCAGUGGAAGACAUUUAAAUUUGAGACAUAGAAAAAUAUUAUAACAGUGUAAUGAACAACUUAAAAGACUGAAAAUUGUGUGUUAGAAGUUAAAAAAUCUUAAUACAUUUAUUUAAAAUUAUUUAACUGUAUCUAACAACUUUUUUUGUUGAUAAGAUCUUUUUCUUUUAUUAAACAAUAUUUAAUAAAGUUUUUUUAUGUCUCAAUUUUAGAUGUCUUCUUAUUUUUUUUCUAAUUUAUUUUAAUAUUUAUUAGUUUUUUAAUUCUCCCAUACAGGGGGAUUAAUAACUUGUUUAAAU